Messenger RNA from Patiria miniata (bat star), 1187 nucleotides. RefSeq names its product cell death-inducing p53-target protein 1 homolog. The transcript has 4 exons. Gene Ontology annotation, cellular component: membrane. Lineage: Eukaryota; Metazoa; Echinodermata; Asteroidea; Valvatida; Asterinidae. The coding region runs from base 182 to 808 and encodes 208 amino acids. The record is from RefSeq and is a predicted model, not a curated record.
UACCGAAAAACAAAAAGUAGCCCAAUUGGGCGCCGGUAUUUGGCGAAUGCAGAAAUCUGACAGACGACAGAAGUCCGAAGUGCAGUUGGACGCUCCAAAACAUUUCAAUAAUUUCAUUUAUCCUUUUGCAACUGAAGAAAAUCUCAACCAGUUUAUGGUUGGCGAGACGUGAAACUGCAACAUGUCUGAACAAACAGAUCCAGCCUACCCUCCAGACCAGCCCUACCCGACCCAGCCCACGGCACCCGGCUACCCCCAGCAGCAGGCCUACCCCUCGCCCCCGGGUUACCCAGCCCAGCAGGGCUACCCACAACAGCAGGGCUAUCCACAACAGCAGGGCUAUCCGGCGCAGUCAGGGUACCCGCAGCAGCAGCCGCAGCAACCGCAGCAAGGGUACACCACCCAGACCUAUGUACCCCAGGCCGUCUACACGCCCCAGGGACAAGUCACAAUUAAGACUGGCGCCCCGCAGCACCAAGCCAUGGUCAGGACAGAGAUCAGGAUUGAGCCCAAUGACUAUCUCUGCUUCUCCAUCUUCGUCAUGCUGUUUUGCUGUCUGCCGUUUGGAAUCAUUGCCCUCAUCAAGUCCAUGGAUGUGCGUAGCCUAGUGGCAGUCCAGGAUUUCGCGGCCGCCGGCCGCGCCUCCCAGUCCUGCAAGAACUGGAACAUCGCCGGUCUGGUGACCGGACUCAUCGUGGAGGUGGUGGCCAUCAUCAUCAUCAUCGUCUGGUUUGUGGUCUUCGGCAGCACGGUGUCCAGCAUAACGUCCGACUUCAACACCUACAUUGACUCGGAUUACUACGGCUAGCCCUGCUGGGCUGCCCGGGUUUGUAUCUAGAGUUAACAACAAAAAAUAGCCAGCUACAUGUACGUUGGGCUGUGGCUGCAAUAUGGCCGCAUCCAAAUGACUUUUAAUGGCUGCGGCUACCAAUAACCUGGAUUUGGGAAGUGGCUUUUGAUUUUUCCAUAGGCACAUGCAUAAUUGCAAGCCUUAGACCAGUAAUCCGGACGCGGCGUAUGACUGUCGGUUUGCAUUAUGGGUCAUUCCAUAAGUUUGGGGUCCAAAAGUGUGACAUUUUUUGCUGUCCCUGAACAAUUACACCUGACCUGCGUAAAUUGCCAUGCAAGUAUCAUUAAAAUUCACUUCAAGCUAUUUUUUUUCUUUUUUUUAUUGGUAGGUACCAGGG